CAGUCGUGCCGCGUCGCGACCCUCGUGUACGAGGUAAUACACGUCGCUUGAACAACACGCGCACGUCGUUCCUUGGGUGUCACAAAAGGAAAGAGCCAAGCGAGCAGCGAACCUUCCUGUCAGCUUAUUGAAGGUCCCCGAGAAAUCGAUCGCCAGUAGGUUUGAUUCACUCCUGAAGCACUCUUGUCGUCGGCAAAAGCCGGAUUAUUCGUCCGAUCAUCGUCCGUCCCUUUCGCUUUCUCUCUCUCUCUCUCUCUUUCUCUUUUUCUCUCUGUCUUUUCCCAUUUUUUUACUAUUUUCUCUCUCUCUGUCUCGCUUCUCCGUCUCGUUCCUCGAUUUCCGCUCCGUUCACCAAAACCUGAAGGUGUGCCAAGGUAGCCUCGGUGAGAAAGCGAUCGCAGACGCGAUAUCCCGUCGGACAGCUGCGAAAGUCGCGCCGUCAACGGUUUUUCCCUCGCGCUUCCCAAUUCCGCUUCUCUUUCCUUUUUCCUCCUUAUUCACGCACGCUCUUUUUCCAGUUUUUUUUUUUUUUUGUUUCCUACUUCGUUUCUCUCUCUUUCUCUCGACCUCUCGCGCGCGCACUUCGCGAUACGAUGGCGUUUUUGAGAAGCGUGCCGCGGCGAUGUUGCGCCGGCAAGAAGUUGACCAAGUGCGGCACGUUACCGUUGCCCGUGGUCGGUCUUUUGGAGAACACGACGGCGUCAAUGAUGGCACCGAUGACGACAGCGGCCGCGACGAGGACACCGCCGUUCCGGCUGGUUACGCAGGUGCGUAAUGACACGCGCGGAUACGCCACCGCCGCCGCCACUGACGUCAAGAAGCAGCAGCAGCAGCAAUCAGCGGCGCCUCGGCAGAUCGACCCGCUUGAUUUGAAGUUUAACGACCCGGUUGCCGCUUUCAAGAGCAAAACCACAACGGAGCUGGUGCGAGCCUACUUUGUCUAUCAGAUGUGCUCUAUUGAGUAUAUCGUGGAAAAUAAUAUGAAGUUCAUGAAAAUGGCGAAAACAUUGCUGGGUGAAAAACUGUUCACGAAGCUGAUGAAAGCGACGUUCUACGGUCAUUUUGUUGCCGGCGAAGAUGAAGUCCAGAUCACCCCCGUUCUAGAUAGGUUGCGACAAUUUGGCGUCAAACCUAUUCUCGAUUAUUCCGUCGAGGAGGACAUCUCGCAGGAAGAGGCCGAAAGGCGCGAGGUCCAAGCCUCGGUGUCAGAAGCGGGUGACGAGAAGAGAGAGGGUCCGCUGAAGAAGUAUCACGUGGAGAAAUCGUUCGCCGAUCGGCGAUACAAAGUCUCAUCGGCCAGGACGUAUUUCUAUCUGAACGAAGCGUCCUGCGAACGAAACAUGGAUAUAUUUAUCAGAUGUCUGGAAGCUGUGGCGAGUGAUAUCGAAACGUUAACACGACGUGUUACAAAAUACGUCUUUGCAGGUGCUUCGAUGGGAAUGGGCAUCACCGCCGUUAAAUUAACGGCGCUUGGUCGGCCGCAGCUUCUGCUUCAAUUGUCGGAGGUAAUUAUGCGCGCGCGACAGUACAUGUCGGACGUUAUUGGCGGCGAGGGUGCUGUUCUGGCUCAUCAUGCAAAGCCUGAUGAUUUCAGAAAAAAAUUUGAGGAGGCACACAUCAAGAACGAAGAGUCGGUGCAAAAGUUCCUUCAGAAAAUUCAAGCGGAUAAAGAAGGCGUAAUUCAUCUGUUUCCAUGGAGCGGUAUUUUAGAUGAAAAUUAUGAGUUGAGCGAAACUUUUCAAGUACCUGAUAUUAAAACGGGCAAGAUGGUCAGACUAAUGUCGCAGCUUACCUCAAAGGAAGAAGAAAUGUUCAGAAAUAUGAUCAGACGUCUAAAUAAUAUUGUAUCGGUAGCUGAUAGUUUAGACGUUCGUAUUAUGAUAGACGCGGAACAGACGUACUUCCAACCGGCCAUUUCUCGCUUGACGCUGGAGAUGAUGCGCAAGUACAAUACGAAAAAGGCUGUGGUAUUCAACACUUACCAAACGUAUCUGCAAGACGCGUAUAACGAGGUGAAAACGGACCUCGAACAGGCGGAACGCCAAAACUUUUAUUUCGGUGCUAAAAUUGUUCGCGGUGCUUAUAUCGAACAGGAAAGAGCUAGGGCGGCAGCUAUGGGUUAUCCAGAUCCCACAAAUCCCACGUACGAGGCGACAACCGAGUCCUAUCACAAAACACUCAUGGAAUGUUUAAGGCGAAUGAAACAAUACAAGGACAAGGGAGAAGAUCCCAGAAAAAUAGGAAUUAUGGUCGCUUCGCAUAAUGAGGAUACUGUGCGCUUUGCGAUCGAAAAAAUGAAAGAAAUAGGAAUUUCACCGGAAGAUAAAGUCAUAUGCUUCGGCCAAUUAUUAGGAAUGUGCGACUACAUAACAUUUCCAUUAGGUCAAUCCGGUUAUUCUGCGUACAAGUACAUCCCGUACGGACCGGUUAAGGAAGUACUGCCGUACUUGUCACGGCGCGCCCAAGAAAACCGGGGCAUACUAAAGAAGAUCAAAAAGGAGAAACGCUUACUACUGAGUGAAAUUACAAGACGUAUAGUGCGCGGCAAGAUCUUUUACAAGCCGAAGGGUAAUUACACCCCCGUUUGAACAGUUGAUAUGUUUAGUUGCACAGACAGAAUUUUAAGUAUCAAAAAAAAAAAAAAAAUUGAAGUAGUGGUUGUAAAUUAUUGAGAACUCUCCUCGAAAGACGUCGAUGCGGGCACUUCGGAUUGUAGUAACUGAUUAAAAUAACUUGACGAAUCUGUUAUCGUGGUAUUUGAGAAGGGAGAAGGCGCGUGUGCGCGCUAACGCGAGUAUGUGUGCGUGUGCGUAUGUGUGAGUGUAUGCCAGUGCGAAAGAGUACGCAAUUUAUCCAUCGUGUAAAAAUUUAUCUCGGUGUUCUAUUGUCGAGUGCAUCGGGUGCUCAAUACUGGUCAAUAUUAGAGCUAUGUUCACCGUUCGUUUUUGCCCGUUGUUGUCAGAAAAUUUAGCCAGAUAUCGUGCUAUAAUUUAGUUUCACAUAAAAUGUGUCAAGAGAGCGAGAAUUGACUCGCAAUCUGACUCUCUUUCGACGAGAUCAAACUCUGUCCGAAAUCCAAUUUUCUGUGCGCGGUAUGUAUGUUGUCACACGGUCGUGUCACAGAAGAUGAAUUGAUUACUUGAUUUAAUCGGCAGCUUAAAACACAAUAGUGACGAUUGUGAGAAGACGGACGGUGUCGUUCUUUUUUUUUUUUUUUUUUUUAACACAUGCUUGCAUUUUCCUCAAGUUUUAUCAUUUCUUUGAGAAUCUCAUCAAAUACUUUUCACAUGUACAUAAUACACCGUGCGUAUCGAUUAUUUAUGAUUUUUGUUCGCGUAAAUGUUCUUUUUUGUUCAUAUUGUAACAGAGAAAAAUAGAGAAAGAACACCGCGCGCGUAUAAAUGCGUGCAACACCACUCGUGACGCUCACCUCACGUCUUGGUAAAUAUGUAUUUCAAACAUUGAUUGUUUAGAACAGUUUGUGAUGCAUGCUCGCACACCAGUUACCAGAAAGAGACAGAUAGCUGCUGCAUCACGCGUACUUUCUACAGGAAUUGAUGCCACUGACAAGUCUUUUAUGCAAAACAUGAAAUUAUCUACGAUUUAUAUCGGAAGAUACAUAAAAUCUAUAAUUACAGCCUUUAAUCAGAAAAACAUUUGCCUAUUUAUGAGAUAAAGAUCAAGCGAUCUUCUUUAUUUGUGACGUGAAGAUUCUUACGUCCGUGUUCAAAAUCGAUUUGAAAUAGUUGCAAAAAUUUAUAUUAGAAAAUAAUUAACGAAAAAAUUAUUCCUUGUUGAUAAAAUAUUCAGGUAAGAGAUCGGAGAUGAUUCAAUAUCAUUCGUUAUAGCGUAGUGACGUAACACUAUUUUCAGAAAUCCAUAUUUCCGAUCAGAAUCGUAAAUAAUUCCGGAAAAAAAGAGAAUAACGUGGAUAUUAUUAAAAACAAAAAAGAUGGCUCUUAAUGAAGUAAUAAAAAGAAGCCGUAAUAAAAAUAUAAAAAAUCUAGAGAUAUCUUAGCGACAGACGUGCGAAUUACCGAAUGUUUUCAGAUAGCUGUAAAGAAUGAGCUGUUCUUUUAAUGUGUGCACACGUAACUGAACAGUGAUAUAAAAAUAAUCGAGAUGGCGAUAACAAAAGGUCGAAAAGAAAGAAAGAAAAAUGUGUGAGAAACUACGUUAUCUUUUUGUGAUAAUAGCCCUAGAUAAAUCACAUACACAUACGUAAAACUAACAAAAUAUUAUUGAUCACUUUGCUUCAGCCUAAUAUUGCUUGUUGCGUUACAGGAUAAAAAAAGUA
Messenger RNA from Pseudomyrmex gracilis, 4297 nucleotides. It is a transcript of the gene slgA, whose product is annotated as proline dehydrogenase 1, mitochondrial. Gene Ontology annotation, cellular component: mitochondrion. Lineage: Eukaryota; Metazoa; Arthropoda; Insecta; Hymenoptera; Formicidae. The coding region runs from base 594 to 2588 and encodes 664 amino acids. The record is from RefSeq and is a predicted model, not a curated record. The transcript has 11 exons. Gene Ontology annotation, molecular function: proline dehydrogenase activity; FAD binding.